UCUCUCUUUGCUUUUGCUGGCACACUAGAAACCCUAGUUUUCUCCUCUCUCUCGAAACGACGCCGUUUUCGAAGUGCCUCUCCAGCCCUUGAAAUCCACCAUUUCUAAAGGCAAGUACCAGUGAUUCAGAUCCGGCGCCCAUCUCUAUGUUUUUCCGUCUCUGUUUGGCUCCCGAGAAAACGGAGGAAACUGGUUUCUUUGUUGUGCUUUGUUUUUCUCGUGUUCCGACCUGAGAAUUUCGAUUUGUUUUCCUUUCCUGCGGUUUCUCGGCGACCGAACGGAGGUUUAAUGGAAUGUGCGGUUUGUUCUCCUCUUGUAGCAAUAAUAAUUAUAAUAAUAAUAACAAUUAUUCCUAAAUAUCACAAUGAAUUAAAUCAAAAGGUGCAACCAAUGAGAUUGAACUGUGGGAAAAUGGUAAACUGGUUUGUUUGGCUAGUGGACAAAUGUCACAAACAUGCUGAGAAGUAAAAAUUACUUCUGGAUGAUGGAUGCCCCAGCUGUUGAUGCCAAAUUUUUGAGGUACAACUGACACUGAGCUAGGUGUGGAUUCUGGUUGGGUGUAAGAUAGUACAACCCGUUAUGUUGCUUGUCCAGACCAAUCAUCUUCUUCGUAAACACCACAUGAAAAUCAGGCACCCCAUCAAGAAUCAAGUUAUGUGACAACUUAAUAGACCCAGUGGAUUUAAUUUCUGCUUCACCGCCAUCAGGUAAUAACAACGAUCAAUGAGGUGGUGGUUUCGAUCACAAUAGCUACAAGUUGCUUUCUUGGAGUCUCAUUUUCUUGUGUUGUGGAAGGCCAACUUGUUUGAGCAACUUGUGUCAUCAUACCAGAUUACAGUACGAUUUGUUUCCCUUUGAUACAUAUUUUCAUAUUUCAUGAAAAUUUUGUAGAAAAUAUUUUUAGGCCUAAACUCCAAAAUUUAUGACAGCAAUAAAUCCUCUUUACCGCCAUUUCCCAGCUGUGAAACAGUUACAAACCCUGGUUUUAUCAAUCCAAAAACCCAAAUUCACCCAACAGAAUGUUGUUCUUACUGAAAACUUGUGUGGUCAAAUACUGGACAAGAACCCAGACAUCAAAUAUUUGAAAAAACUCCACUCCAAGAUUUGCAUUGAUCAUGAUCUUCACUCAAACCCAUCACUUGGCAUCAAAUUGAUGAGAGCUUAUGCUGUUUGUGGAGAACCCUGGUCCACUCGCCACAUAUUCGAUGAAAUUCCUAAGAAGAAUGUUGUUUUCUUUAAUGUUAUGAUAAGAAGUUAUGUGAACAACCAUUUGUACAGUGAUGCUCUUCUUGUUUUCAAGAACAUGGCCGGCCAUGGGAUUGAUCCUGACCAUUAUACGUACCCUUGUGUCUUAAAAGCCUCUUCUGGGUCAGAGGAUUUGUGGGUUGGUAUGCAAAUUCAUGCUGCGGUUGUGAGAGUUGGGCUUGACUUGAAUGUGUUUGUAGGGAAUGGGUUAAUUUCCAUGUAUGGGAAAUGUGGUUGUUUGGUGGAGGCUUGUAGAGUUCUUGAUCAAAUGCCUUGUAGAGAUGUUGUUUCAUGGAAUUCAUUGGUUGCCGGUUGUGCACGGAAUGGGCAAUUUGAUGAUGCCUUAGAGGUUUGCAAAGAAAUGGAGUUGUUGGGUUUGAAACCAGAUGCUGGUACAAUGGCUAGCCUCUUGCCUGCUGUGACUAAUACAUGUCUUGACAAUGUUUCAUUUGUUAAGGAAAUGUUCAUGAAGUUGGCAAAUAAGAGUUUGGUUUCUUGGAAUGUGAUGAUUGCAGUUUACAUGAAUAAUUCUAUGCCUGCUGAAGCGGUUGAUAUAUUUUUACAGAUGGAAGAUCAUGCGGUGGACCCUGAUGCAAUCAGUAUUGCUAGUGUGCUUCCUGCUUGCGGGGAUCUGUCAGCUCUAUUGCUUGGAAGGAGGAUUCAUGAAUACGUUGUUAGGAAGAGGCUUCAGCCAAAUUUGCUAUUGGAGAAUGCCUUGAUUGAUAUGUAUGCCAAGUGUGGAUGUUUAGAGUAUGCAAGGGAAGUGUUUGAUCAAAUGAAGUUUCGUGAUGUUGUGUCAUGGACUUCAAUGAUCUCAGCUUAUGGUAUGAAUGGGAAGGGCCGUGAUGCUGUGUCUCUCUUCUCAAGGAUGCAAGACUUGGGUCUGAAUCCCGACUCCAUUGCCUUUGUUUCAGUUCUCUCAGCUUGCAGCCAUGCAGGAUUAUUGGAUGAGGGCAGAUACUACUUUAAAUUAAUGACUGAGGAGUGUAAGAUAGUUCCACGGAUAGAACACUUUGUUUGCAUGGUAGAUCUGUUAGGACGUGCAGGGCAAGUAGAUGAGGCUUAUGGUUUCAUCAAACAGAUGCCAAUGGAACCCAAUGAAAGAGUUUGGGGGGCUUUGUUGAGUGCUUGUAGGGUGUAUUCUAACAUGAUAAUCGGGCUUCUUGCUGCUGAUCAACUUUUCCAAUUAUGUCCUGAGCAGUCAGGCUAUUAUGUCUUGUUAUCCAAUAUUUAUGCAAAGGCAGGUAGAUGGGAGGAUGUAACAACAGUCAGAUCAAUCAUGAAGACUAAAGGAAUCAAGAAAAUGCCUGGUGUUAGCAACUUCGAGCUUGACAAUCGGGUUCACACCUUUCUUGCUGGUGACCAAUCACAUCCACAGUCCAAGCAGAUCUAUGAAGAGCUAGAUGUAUCAGUAGGGAAGAUGAAAGAAGCAGGCUAUGUCCCUGAAACAGAUUCUGCUCUUCAUGAUGUCGAAGAGGAGGAUAAAGAAUGCCACUUAGCAGUUCAUAGUGAGAAGUUGGCUAUUGCCUUUGCUAUUCUAAAUACUGCCCCUGGAUCACCUAUUAGGAUUACUAAGAAUCUUCGUGUUUGUGGGGAUUGCCAUAUUGCUGCCAAGCUUAUUUCCAAGAUUGUUGGGCGUGAAAUCACUAUCAGGGAUACUAAUCGUUUUCACCAUUUCUACAAUGGUGUUUGUUCAUGUGGUGAUUAUUGGUGAGCCAAGCCUUCAGGGAGUACUCCUCAGGUGCAGGAAAUAGUCUAUCCACCGGUUAUAUUGAAAGUUUGAAAUGGAAACAUCACAGAAUCAGAAUGCUGAGGUAAAACUAGAUGAUCCUUAUGGUGAUAAAGCUGUUGAACUAAUUAAACUUCUAGUAAAGGAGCCUAAGGAUUUGGCAGCAAAGCACAAAAAUCUUGAUGCACCCUGUGAAGCAUCUGACCCUAGAUCAACCAGAUUGACUUCAGAAAAUAUAGUUAGAGAGUAUCCUUAUCUCCUUUUCAUAUCCACAUAGUACACUAUUGCUUUAUCAUUCUAAUAAGCUGGAGUCAAUGUUUUGCCUCCCAUUGCUGUAAAAUUUUCCUUAGUAAGCUCUAGAAAUCAGUAGCAGAUUUUGUUUAGAAGGAGAUGCUUUGCUCAGGGGUUUCACUGAGUAUUGAAGAAUCUACAAAACAAAAGUUUGUGAAGCAAAUUUGCUUGCUGUUAGAGACUAUCCAGUGCCAUUUGCAGGGAGGCUUUUUUGGUGAUUGGAGCCUUGAUAAUUAUGUGGGAAAGAUCAUAAAAAGCAGGUAUUCUCACACUCUUGGAGAUAUAGUCCAUAAAAUCUAUACUCGAAUGGACUUGUUGCUGUUUGGUGAUGAGGAUGAAUCCCCCAAUCCCCUACUCAACAGUGAGGACAGCAACCAAUCCUGGAGAGAGACCAGAUAGAGAUGAGAUGGAUGACAGUGAAAGAGCUAAUGAACACAUCUCUGCAGAAAAUGGCAGCCCUAAAGAUAUAAGGGAGAGGAGCAUGGCCACGGGUUGAUUGAAACUCAUUAGAGGAGAGGAAGGGCUCGGAGAUUGCAUCUUUCACAAACUGGGUUCCAGAUUUGCAGAGAGUUUGGGCCCCCAAGCAACCAAAUGCAAUGAAACCUAAGUCAAGACUCCUAAAAAAAGCAAUCAGAAAGGAAGGACCAUCGCCCCAAAGAAACGGUCACCCCCAAGAAGUGUGAUGAUGCCGACCCCCAAGAUCAUGGGACUCAAUCCAGCUCAGUCUCAAGGACUUACUUUCUGGUGACUUGAUCAUUGCUUGAGGCAACCCCAUUAAUACCCGCUUGCACAUAGUUGUUCAUGAAGAUGAUACAUAUAUAGGCUUUAUAAGUUAUAACAACUAGCUUUCAGGUACAUGCUUCCAUGGAAGUUAACCUGGAUUAGAAAUUUGUACACCCUCUGUCACUCAUCUGAUGUAGCAAUUGUCUGUAAAAUGAUUUUAAUGUUCUACUUUUCUUUCACUUGCUAACAUGAAAAACUGUUAGAAUGCUAGUAACUAACAGGUUUAUGAUUAAUUUAUAUCAUGUGAUAUUUGACCUGA
This is a messenger RNA of Vitis vinifera (wine grape), 4307 nucleotides long. RefSeq names its product putative pentatricopeptide repeat-containing protein At3g49142. Gene Ontology annotation, biological process: RNA modification. NCBI's taxonomy places the organism in Eukaryota, Viridiplantae, Streptophyta, Magnoliopsida, Vitales, Vitaceae. The record is from RefSeq and is a predicted model, not a curated record. Bases 923 to 2959 code for a protein of 678 amino acids. Gene Ontology annotation, molecular function: RNA binding; zinc ion binding; protein binding. The transcript is spliced from 5 exons.